Carya illinoinensis is the source of this 1932-nucleotide messenger RNA. Its product is annotated as pectinesterase QRT1-like. Gene Ontology annotation, biological process: cell wall modification. The record is from RefSeq and is a predicted model, not a curated record. Gene Ontology annotation, molecular function: pectinesterase activity. The transcript is spliced from 5 exons. Lineage: Eukaryota; Viridiplantae; Streptophyta; Magnoliopsida; Fagales; Juglandaceae. The coding region runs from base 582 to 1658 and encodes 358 amino acids.
AUCUGCAAGCAUGCAUGAUAUGAUUAAUUAAGAUCCAAAAAGGAACUCUCGUUUUAAGUGAUAACACCAACUUUGGACGGAGUCUCUGAUCUCUUUGAAUUCUCUCUAGUUUAAACUCCCGUACGAGCACCAUCUUUGUACUUUUAGUUUUUUUUCCUCCUGCAAUAACUGCAACACGACUUUUAUAUAUAUAUAUAUAUAUAUAUAGUUUUACUUUUUACGUACAUACGCUAGUAUAUAUGAUAUAUGUAGUUUGCUGUCGAUCUGCGAAUUGGAGUCUCGCAAGGAUUGCAAGAGAAACAGCACCACGCUCCCGCAUUUAUUACUCUCACCACUUUCACACCCCUCCAUGCCAGCUCCUAAGCUUUCUUAUCAUUAACCCUCAACCCAUGCACAAGGCAAAUAGCAGUAUUUGGAUAGAGAGGGUCAUGGCGUUUGCUGGUUGUCUUGCUUGUUAAUUUCGUGGUUUUGUUAGGAGUUCUUUUGGGUGGCAAAGCACUUUAAGCACUUUGGAAUUAUCAGAGAAUCGGAGAUAUCCAGAGAUAUUAAUACAUACACUAGAGCCGAUCACUGAAAAUCUCAUGGGUUUGUCUGUUUUCAGAGCAACUUUUCUUGUGGUUUUCUUGGUUGGUAUUCAAGAGAUCAGUUCUGUGGAAGGGGACGUGUAUGGAACCGACUAUAUUAGUUGGGAUGAUCUGAAGGUCGAUGAGAAGAAGGUGGCGGCAGGAUUGACUGUCGGAGAUGAACAAGGGCAGAUUCUUGUGGUUGACAAGAAUGGUAGGGGAGAUUCUCUGACGGUUCAGGGAGCGGUUGACAUGGUUCCAGAGAACAAUACACAGCGAGUUAAAAUAUAUGUUCUCCCAGGAAUAUACAGAGAGAAGGUCUUUGUGCCAAGUUCCAAGCCAUAUGUUUCAUUGAUUGGGAACCAGAACGGAAUGUCUGAUACCAUAGUUACUUGGAACAAUAAAGCAUCAGAUGAAGAUAGCGACGGAGUUCAACUUGGAACCUCUGGAUCAGCUUCUGUAGCCAUAGAGUCCGAUUACUUUUGUGCAACUGGAAUCACUUUUGAGAACACAGUAGUUGCAGUGCCUGGAGGAUACGGAAUGCAAGCAGUAGCACUUAGAAUAGCAGGUGACAAAGCAGUGUUCUAUAGAGUCAGGAUUCUUGGGACGCAGGACACUCUGUUGGAUGACACUGGAUCACACUACUUCUACCAGUGUCACAUUCAAGGAAGUGUUGACUUCAUCUUUGGAAGAUCAAGAUCACUCUAUCAGGACUGUGUCAUUCAGUCGACCGCUAAGAAUUGGGGAUCAAUUGCAGCUCAUCACAGGGAUUUGCCAGACGAAAAUACAGGGUUCUCUUUUGUAAACUGCAAAAUCACUGGAACUGGCAGUAUCCUUUUGGGAAGAGCUUGGGGAGACUAUUCAAGAGUAGUAUACUCCCAAUGUAAUAUGGAUGAUAUAAUUACUCCCUCAGGAUGGAGUGACUGGAAGCAACCGUCCAGGCAGAAGACUGUGGUGUUCGGGGAAUACCAGUGCAGGGGCAGAGGAGCAGAUAAGAGAGGCCGUGUGCCAUGGUUGAAGUCUUUCAGUUAUGAGGAAGUUAGACCUUUCCAGGACAAGACAUUCAUAAGCGGAGAACAAUGGAUUAGGCUUUAGUGCUUGUCUCCAAUAGCUUGUUCAUUGAUUUAUCAUGUCUUCAUCCUCCUGUACCGUCCUGAAGGCCAAAACAGUUUAAGAUCAGCAGUAUGAGUUUUCUCUUCCUUUUGCUUUUCUUUUUCCAUUUAAGGGUAGAAACAAAGGGAAUAAUCCAGAUGGUGUAAGCUAAAACCGUAUCCACUCACAUUGUAUUGAGAUAUGAUAGAACAUGCAUUCUUUAUUUGAAUGCACUAUUUCCUUGAUGUUACUAUAAGAUGACGGCAAUUGAUACUGA